Molecule: messenger RNA, 992 nt
Organism: Labrus bergylta (ballan wrasse)
Lineage: Eukaryota; Metazoa; Chordata; Actinopteri; Labriformes; Labridae
Source: RefSeq, a predicted model, not a curated record
GUUAAGUAGGAGAGUCCGAUUUCAAUAUGGCGGCCGCGUGUUCGAAAAUCUAAACUGGGACUUAGGAAAAAUAGUUUUCUCAGUAACAGUUCUGUUGUCAGCUAUAUUUCAGACAUUUUGCGAUGGCAUGCUCAUUUCUCCAGUAACAUACGAAAAUGGUCAAAACGGAAGACAUGUCGACCACGGCGGACAGCUGGAGAGAAGUGUUUGAAAGAAGCCGGUUGGUACCCCCGCCCCGCCAGGCAGUCCGCCUUGCCGUGGACAGCCACUUCACCCAGUCCCACGGCUUCCAGCUCUGCCUCAGCCGACUCACUGUAGCUCAACCCCCGCAGGAGAUUUCAGAGGGGGGGCAAGAUUUGACCUACCAGCUCCGAGUGACCCUGUUUGAUAAAAGUCACCAGCACUUCUUUGGGAAAACAUGGAAGAGCCAACCACAGAGGAUGAAAAACAACAAGAUCUUCUUCGAUCAGGUCCUCUACUUCCAUACCUCUCUGCGAUUGUCCAGCACAGUUGUGGUCUUGGAGCUGGUGUCCCUGUUGCCCAGGCCAGACGGCUCCCAGCAGGCCUUGGGGUGCGGCUUCACUGUCCUGGAGCUUUUUAUCAACAGGCCAGAGGCUCAGCCUGCUGAUGGCGACAGAAGGUUGAAUCUACACCAUGGAUCACCAAGAAACCUCCUCCAUCCCCUGCUGAAGGACGCAGUUGAUUAUAACAGUCUACUGAAGGCUAUUGAAGGUGCACGUUUGGACUGUGUGAUAAAAAACCACCCUGCCCUGGUUUCCAUGAUGCACCUCCUUCCAGAGAAUGUCCUGGUUUCUGGAGAUGAGGACAUUCCUGGGAUUGCAGCUUCUCCAACAGGCGAUGCUCUGCUGAGGCCUCAGCUGCUCAAGAUGCUGCCAUUCAACCUGAACAGACUGACCAUCUCCCUCCAGCCGUCCCUGGAGAAGUUUGAGAACAGGCUGCUGCAGCUGAUCAAUGCUGACUGCCAUAAUACA